AAUUUUUGGCGUUCAAGCGUCCUUACUUUAUCCAAAUUCAAAUUUUCGCGAAAAGUGGCAAAUUGUCUAUUAUUUAUUCUAAUUUUAAAAAGGUAUAUAAGAAGGAAAUUAGUGCCUAAACUUUCAUUCCUUCAAAAAAAUUUUUCUCAGAUAUCGACUUUAACAAUGACCGCUUAUUAUUUCUCUUACUCCUCGUUUGAAUCGAUUGUUAUUUCAUUGCUAGUGGUUAUGUUCAUUCAAUUACUGGUAAUAAUUGGAUUACUUGUCGACAUUAUUAAGGUUAAUGCUGACAUUAUUAAGAGACUUGACGACCUGGAAGACCACUCCAUUUGGGUGCAGGAUCAAGUGAUAAGGUUGAGGAAUGGUGUGACAUGGUUGGUGGAUGAAGUUCGUUUCUUGGAUGAUAGUAUUGACUGGUUGACGGAUCGUAUUGACUGGUUGACGGAUCGUAUGGACCUUGGCGUUGCUGCUGUAUUCAAUCUACUUGCACGAGUUCGAUGGUUGGAAGACCGAGUUUUGCGGUUGGAAUUUUUUGCUCGUAGAAGAAGUUCAAGAGGAACAAGAGAAUCAACAGGAGGGAGUCAAUGGAGGUCUGGUUCUCUUUAACGGCCAUGGAGAGGACGUGAACAUUCGACGCCGCCGCCGUA
Messenger RNA from Meloidogyne enterolobii, 647 nucleotides. NCBI's taxonomy places the organism in Eukaryota, Metazoa, Nematoda, Chromadorea, Rhabditida, Meloidogynidae. The record is from the annotation of a GenBank genome assembly.